This is a messenger RNA of Anopheles darlingi, 1094 nucleotides long. Its product is annotated as probable RNA-binding protein EIF1AD. Gene Ontology annotation, molecular function: translation initiation factor activity; RNA binding. Gene Ontology annotation, biological process: translational initiation. Bases 560 to 994 code for a protein of 144 amino acids. Gene Ontology annotation, cellular component: nucleus. NCBI's taxonomy places the organism in Eukaryota, Metazoa, Arthropoda, Insecta, Diptera, Culicidae. The record is from RefSeq and is a predicted model, not a curated record. The transcript has 2 exons.
CGUGUGGCCACGGCUAUAAAGAUAAAGGUGAAAAGAACAAAUUUCAGUCGUUUCUCAAAUCUCGCCAUCGUUCUUGUUGAAAAAUUGCCCUCCCUGCUGUACAAUCAGUGCAACGCGUUAAUAGCGAUAAAAACACGAGGCUAAACCACGGAAAUUCUAAUCAUUUGCAACGCUGCUGGAGAGCACAGAAAUCACCGGGCGCAACACGGGUGCAACCAUCGGAAACCGAUGCUCCAUCAUCGCGGCAAGAACCUGUAAUUACGGAUAGCCGAUACCAAAUGGAAUAAACAGAUUGCACAUAAUCGGUCAAAUAUCGGCACAUCCGGAACAUCCGUGUCUGUGCAUAAAAAUUAUAGACGAACAUAGAAAUUCCAAAAGUGAAUCACGGAAAAUCGGGACAUGCGGCCUUAGUCGGUCCCUAACAUAGCAGAGGGAAUAUCCGCAGAAUAGCUUGCAACGGCGCAGGAAUCUAUAUUCCAUAGCCGUAUUGGAGUAGUAGGUGAAAUAGUGGAAGAGUUUGAGCUAGCGGUGCAAACUUGGCUCGUGGAUGGCAUAAAGAAUGUCUCGGGUGACCAAAAUUAAACACGUAUUGAAAGAACAGGCAACUAAUGAUUUCGAUUUACCUAAGGCAAAUCAACAGAUCGUAAGAAUCGUAGCAAGUCGUGGCAACAAUUUGCACGAAGUAAUAUCGGGCAUAGAAAGCAACGGAAAGUAUCUAGUUUCGAUGCCGAUGAAGUUCCGGAAGAAUGUAUGGAUCAAGCGUGGCGAUUUCGUUCUGAUUGAAUCAAUCGAAGAAGGUAAUAAAGUUAAAGGUGAAAUUUGCCGCAUACUGACACAGGAGCACAUAAAGGUGUUCGAAAAGGAAGGAGUCUGGCCGAAAAGGUUUUUGAGGCAUCGUCAGCAAGAGCACGAAGUGGAUGAGCAUGGACUGGUAAACAAUACAAAUCGCAAAUUCAUAGUCAAAGAUGAAUCUGACGACGACGAUGGCGAGUAGUAACAAAAUAUAAAACCAUCCUUCUAAUGAAGCAGUUUAUUAAAAUAUAUGAUUUUAUAAAGAAAAUUUAACGUACCAUUGCGAAGAAAAAUAAUAUCUG